AUGUCCUUUUUCGGAUUCAAUGCAUCAGGACCUCCCUCCUCUGGAGAGAAGGACCAGAAACUGGACACGCUCGAUUUUGAGGAAACCUACGAGGGACUCGGAGAGCAAGAUGAGGACGCUUUCAACGACGAGACGUUUGGAGCCGACGUGAAGGAAAUAGGGUCCAAUUUCGACUUCACAGGCGGUCUCAAGCCUGCCUCGAAACCCCAGACAGUCAAUCCGAACUUGUCCUACGCAAAGGCCGCCCAGGUUGACCAGGUGAUUGCGCCAAUGGCCUCUCUGUGGAAUGACGAAGCCAAAUCUGCUGAGUCUGCAUCUUCGCAGCCAACUUCAGACCAAAAGGUGUUGUCUCUCGAAGAGAUCGAAGCUAAGCUCCGUCAACCCCAACAGCAGGUGCCCCAGAUGCCUCAGAUGAACCCUUACAUGUAUCAGCAGCAACAGCAACUUCUGGUUGCGGCCAUGGCCUCGGGACAGUUUCCUAACCCUGCAGCCGCUGCCCAGGCACUGGCCCAGGGCUAUUUUCCUCCGUUCCAGCCAGGAGUUAUGCCUUUCAUGCCUUUCCAAGUGCAACAGAUGAUGCAGCAGGGGGCUUUGGGUCAAGGACAACAGCCCCAGCAAGUGCAACCACCAGCAUCCGCUCUUCAGGUACCCCAAGUGCCUCAGUCUGCUCCAGUCCAACAACAACAGCAGCAACCGGCACUGCAGACCCCUCAGGCUCCUCAGGCUCCUCCUGGCCAGAAUGCUGCUCCACCUCCUCAGCCUGUCCAGCCUGUUCCACAGUCCGCCGAGCAGAAGGCACCAUCUUCGACCUCUGCGGCUUCCUCGGCUCCCGCACCAGCUGCUCAGUCUCAACAGUUUGUUUCGAGCGAUGCUACGGGAAACUUCCCUCUCCUGGGCUCUGAUGAAAAACCGCGGAAGCAAAGACCUCAGAGACAGAAUCUGGAGAAUUUGUCGCACGAAGAGAAAGAGAAACUUUGGAGAAGACAGAACAAGGUGUCUGCAAUUAUCAGAUGUUCUGGAUUUAUGAACCCAAGAGAUAAGGACUUUGUGACCAGAGUGCAGCUUUCUCAGAUUGUCACCGACGAUCCAUACAAUGAAGACUUCUAUUGCCAAGUCUACCGAGUGCUGAACUCCUCUGUCGGCGAAGACGAUAUGAGCUCCAUUGCACAGAAAUACUUAGAUCAGUCCGGACACAGAUUGGGAGGCAGGGAGAAGAGAGCCGAUGUGGCCCUACAGAGAAUGCAACAGCAAGUCUCCAAGGCUGUCACUGUUGCUAAGGAGCGCGGAGAAAGAACCGGAGUGCUUGCCAAGGAAGGUGCUUUGGGUAAAGUGUCUGUUGGUUCCGGGAAACAGCCAAGAAAGCAGCUGGUGAUCAAUACCACGGGCAAUUCCGACGAGGUUGUUGUUCCGCGGGAGAACGUAUACUCGAAGUCUUCAAGAGCUUUCCAGCUGUCUGUUAUUGAAGAUAUUUACUCCCAGGUUCUGAAACUCGAGUCUCUGGAGCGUGAAAACCAAGAGCGGGACUCCAAGGACCUUUGGAAUGCUCUUCGUCUCAAUGACAAGAUUGAGACUUCCAAUACCGUCGUGUCUCCUUUCAUUACUGUGCUGUCCAUUGACAAGGCAAUGAAAGUGUUCAACAGACUAUUCCAUUUCCUCAAUGCGGAGCAAAAAGUUCAGCUGAUGGAGGCGAUUUUCGCCAAUCUGCACAACAUCGACGUGGUCAUGAAGGGCUCGUACGCCAACUACGUGAACGAAAACUACGAGAUUCCAAAAACAGAGAAGAGCAAAAUUGAGCUAUUCCAGAUGACCGUCAUGAAGACGCUAGUGUUAUUUGUUAGCGAAUCGGACUUUCAGCAGGUUCUACGGUUUGUGGCUUUAAUCGUGGAGGGGGGAAACAACAAUGUUCUAUUUUUGUCUACCACGAAGAUCGGGCUCUCGCUGAUCACCAUACUUGUGUCGAGACUGGAGCUGAUCAAGCAGGAGUUUUCUGCAGGACUCAGUCCGCAAGACCUUGCACAAUGGCAAACCGUCUACGACCACCUAUUCCAAGCACUGGAAGGCAGACUGGCUACUAUCUUCCCACCGUACCUUUCGAACGAUGACGCGCGCAAGGUGCGCAAUUCCGAGUCGAAGAGCGACGAUUCUUACAUCUGGCAGUUUUUGGCCUCGCUUUCACUUGCAGGUCUACUGAGUCAUCAAAGAAUAAUUGUCGACGAAAUCAGGAACGAGAUCUUUGGCAGCAUGGGUGUGAGCAAGUCUCUUAAAGAGUCUGGCGAUUUGCAGGGCGCUGAGAAACAUCUCUCUAAUCUCAAUCUGUUCCUCAAUGUGAUGGGACUGAAAGCUUCGGAUUCAGAUAUCACUGAACUAUAA
Molecule: messenger RNA, 2370 nt
Organism: Ogataea angusta
Lineage: Eukaryota; Fungi; Ascomycota; Pichiomycetes; Pichiales; Pichiaceae
Exons: 1
Coding region: 1-2370 (789 amino acids)
Biological process (GO): deadenylation-dependent decapping of nuclear-transcribed mRNA; P-body assembly
Cellular component (GO): P-body
Molecular function (GO): RNA binding
Source: RefSeq, a predicted model, not a curated record